GUUUCGUAGAAGUUAGUUUUAGUUUAACACAAGGAAAUUAUUGAUCGUUAGCGUAAUUUCAGAAAACCUCGUUGUUGAUUUCCGAAGCAAAGCAACACAGAAGCCAAGCAACUGUUUACCGGUUUUAUCCAACGACAAUAUCUGAAUUUUCUGGGAAUUGGGUUUCUCUUGCUUUCCAUCAGACUUAUGAACCCAUUGACGGAAUCGGAAUCGGAAUCUAAGCAAGCGUGGAGUCCAUGGUCAUUCUGUUGCUAACAAGGGUCCUUUCUCAUGGGGAAUUUUCUCGUCGGAUUUAUUUUGCCAUUGCUUCUCUUAACAGCUGCUUUGACUAAUUGGAGUUUGAUUUCUCUUGUUGAUUUAAUAGCCUUCCUUCUUAUUCAGUAUUAUGCACCAAAAAUAGGUUUUCGUUUUCGGAGGCGAUUUUUGUUAUUGUGGCCCGUUAUUUUGUUUUCCCUUCUUGUUAUUCUUGGUGAAGUGGUAUAUCUUAUUAUAUGGGCAAUUAAGGGAAGCAAAUGGAGUGGAGCAAAUGCUUGGUGGGCACAUCUAACUGGUUUGAUGGUAGUCCAGUCCUGGAAAUCACUGACUGUGAUCUAUUUAUUGGUUGUACAACUAUUAGCGGUUUUUGUUGCUUUCAUUGAUAUAUAUGGAAACAGAUUUGGUGUAUUUCCAUGGCAAGAUUCCUGCUGGGGUCAUUUCUUAACUGUUCUCGAGCAGAUAGGCUCUUAUUUUAGGGUUGCUUCCUGUUUGCUGUUGCCUGCCAUUCAGCUGGGUGUGGGGAUUAGCCAUCCCUCGUGGCUUUCUCUACCUUUUUUUAUUGGUAACUGUGCAGGUCUUGUGGAUUGGUCGCUGACAAGCAAUUUUCUAGGACUUUUCAGGUGGUGGAGACCUCUUCAGCUGUAUGCUAGCUUUAGCAUUAUCCUGCUUUAUGUCUAUCAGCUUCCUAUAGAGGUCCCCAGUCUGUUUCACUGGAUAGCUGAUUUCAUUGGUCUGUUCAAAAUAUCUGGAAAAACGGAGUGGCCUGAAAUUUGUUCUGGUCUCUCUCUUGUACUUUUUUACAUCAUGCUAUCCUUUAUUAAGAGUGAUUUGGAGGAAAUGGAUUUUAUUAUGUCCAUGAGAGAAAGUAACCUGGCAGAGCAACUUCUCCCCAUAAGGCAUUCAUUUUUCAUUCGUCAAUCUAGAUCUGGUGUCAGGCAUACCAACGUUUUAUUAAGGGGAGCAGUUUUUCGGACCUUUAGUAUCAACUUUUUCACGUAUGGUUUUCCGGUCUCCUUGUUCGCUCUUUCCUACUGGAGUUUUCAUUUUGCCAGUGUAUGCGCAUUUGGGUUACUCGCAUAUGUUGGCUACAUUGUUUAUGCCUUCCCUUCUGUAUUCCGUAUGCACCGGUUAAAUGGGCUGCUUCUUGUAUUCAUUCUCUUUUGGGCAGUUAGCACAUAUAUCUUCAAUGUAGCUUUUCCACUCUUCAAUAGGAAACUUGAGAAGGAUAUGGAAAUCUGGGAGAUGGUUGGACUGUGGCAUUAUCCUAUUCCUGGAUUCUUUCUGCUUGCACAAUUUUGUCUUGGUAUUUUGGUUGCUUUGGGUAACCUUGUGAACAAUUCUGUUUUCCUCUACUUGUCUGAUGAGGGUAAUCGACCUUCAAUUGAAAACCCCACUGUAGAAGUGGAAGAAGGUACCAAGGUGUUGAUUGUGGCCACAAUUGCAUGGGGACUGCGAAAAUGCUCCCGGGCUAUUAUGCUGGCACUUAUUUUCCUCAUUGCCAUGAAACCUGGUUUCAUCCAUGCUGUAUAUAUGAUAUUUUUCUUGGUAUAUCUUUUGAGCCAUGGCAUCAGCAAAAAGAUACGUCAGUCCCUGAUUCUUCUGUGUGAAGCUCACUUUGCACUGUUAUACAUUCUUCAGAUUGAUUUAAUCUCUCAUGCUUUAGAGCAAACAGGAUCCUCAAGUAUGGAAGUUUUGCUGCAGUUAGGUCUUCUUAAACAAGAUAGUUCCUGGGAUUUCUUGGAAAUUGCCCUGCUUGCUUGCUUCUGUGCCAUUCAUAACCAUGGUUUUGAGAUGUUAUUUUCAUUCUCAGCAAUUGUGCAGCACACACCAAGCCCUCCUGUUGGAUUUAGCAUCUUGAAAGCCGGACUGAACAAAUCAGUCCUCUUGUCAGUGUAUGCCUCUCAGACUGCCAAAUACAGCCAUGAUAGUCAUUCUUAUGAGAGUAGGAUAGCAUCUUUCCUCAGUGCAGUUGGGCAGAAGUUCUUAUCCAUGUAUCGAUCAUGCGGAACCUACAUUGCAUUUCUGACCAUUCUUUUCACAGUAUACCUGGUGACUCCCAAUUACAUAUCAUUCGGGUAUAUUUUCCUGCUCCUAGUUUGGAUAAUUGGAAGGCAACUUGUUGAGAAAACAAAAAGGCGUCUAUGGUUUUCUUUAAAAGUAUAUGCUAUCAUGGUUUUUGUCUCCAUCUAUAGCUUGAGCAGUUUCCCCCGCCUUGAGAUGUGGCUGUCCAUGUUUAUAGAUCUGUAUUUUUACUUAGGCUACAACUCAAAGGCUUCAUUGUUGCAAAAUGUUUGGGAAUCUCUGGCUGUCUUAAUAGUGAUGCAACUUUAUAGCUAUGAGAGGAGACAAAGCAAAUAUAACAGGUCGGAUGAUCCUGAUCCAUUGGAUUCUGGAGUAUUUGGGUUCAUGAAACGAUUUCUGAUUUGGCACAGUCAGAAGAUCCUGUUUGUUGCAUUAUUCUAUGCCUCUUUAUGUCCAAUUAGUGCUUUUGGUUUUGUAUAUUUACUUGGCCUUGUAAUCUGUUCAACUUUACCCAAAACUUCUCGGAUACCAUCCAAAUCAUUCCUGUUAUAUACUGGAUUUCUGGUGACAUCUGAGUAUCUAUUUCAGAUGUGGGGUAGACAAGCUGGAAUGUUUCCAGGGCAAAAGCACUCUGAGAUUUCCCUUUUCUUGGGUUUCCGUGCAUAUGAGCCAGGUUUUUGGGGGCUAGAGUCAGGAUUGAGAGGAAAAGUCCUAGUAAUUGCUGCUUGCACUCUUCAGUACAAUGUCUUCCAUUGGUUGGGUCAGAUGCCAAAUCCUAUUCCAGAUAAAGGAAAAUGGGAAGAGCCUUGUCCAUUGUUUGUCUCGGAUGAAAAUGCCGUUAUGAAUGAUUCCAUAUCCAAUGAUGAAAAUAAGCCACCAUUAGACUAUAAUGUGCCAUCUGUAAAGAGAGAGGGAGUUACAACUGCAAGCACACACUCUUUCACCUCUGGUCUUACUCAAGUGCCCAACCUUCUGUCCAAUAAAACUGUUGCAGAUGGUAGUAGCACCCGAAUAUUUUCAUUUGGAUAUAUCUGGGGAAGCAGCAAGGAGAGUCAUAAGUGGAAUAAGAAGAGGAUUCUUGCAUUGAGAAAGGAAAGAUUUGAAACACAGAAGACCCUCUUGAAAAUAUACUUGAAAUUCUGGAUGGAGAAUAUGUUUAACCUUUUUGGCCUUGAAAUAAACAUGAUUGCAUUGGUUCUAGCCAGCUUUGCCUUGUUGAAUGCCAUCUCUAUGCUAUAUAUUGCAUUGCUUGCUGCUUGUAUUCUUGUAAAACGGCGCAUUAUACGUAAGUUGUGGCCUAUAUUUGUGUUCUUGUUUGCAUCCAUUCUUAUCCUGGAGUACUUUGCUAUCUGGAAGAGCAUCUUUCCUUUGAAUAAACGUAUCCCGAGUUCAACUGAUCUAUCUUGUCAUGACUGCUGGAAAAGCUCAGCACUUCAUUUUCAGUAUUGCAAGAAUUGUUGGCUGGGACUCAUUGUGGAUGAUUCACGGAUGCUUGCCAGCUAUUUUGUUGUCUUCAUGCUUGCUUGUUUCAAACUCCAUUCCGAUCGUUUUUCCAGUUUCUCAGGCUCAUCAACAUAUCGUCAAAUGAUGUCUCAACGUAAAAAUACAUUCGUUUGGAAGGAUCUCUCUUUUGAAACUAAAAGCAUGUGGACUUUUCUCGACUACCUUAGACUUUACUGCUAUUGCCAUCUGUUGGAUCUUGUGCUUUGCUUGAUUUUGAUUACUGGAACCCUUGAAUAUGACAUUCUGCACCUUGGUUAUCUUGCAUUUGCUCUGGUUUUCUUUCGGAUGAGACUUGUAAUGUUGAAGAAGAAGAACAAGAUGUUCAGAUUCUUGCGCAUAUACAACUUUGCUCUUAUUGUUCUGUCUCUCGCUUAUCAAUCUCCUUUUGUGGGUGUAUCUAAAAGUUCUGGGAAGUGUGAGACACUAGAUUACAUAUAUGAGAUGAUCGGGUUUUAUAAGUAUGACUAUGGGUUUAGAAUUACUGCAAGAUCUGCACUUGUCGAGAUUAUCAUAUUUGUGCUGGUAUCACUUCAGUCAUAUAUGUUUUCCUCCAGCGAAUUUGAUCAUGUUUCACGUUAUCUUGAAGCAGAGCAAAUUGGUGCCAUUGUGCAUGAGCAAGAGAAGAAAGCAGCAUGGAAAACUGCACAGUUACAACACAUUCGUGAAUCUGAGGAGAAGAAACGCCAUCGUAAUAUGCAAGUGGAGAAGAUGAAAUCUGAGAUGCUUAACUUGCAAAUUCAGCUUCAUAACAUUAAUUCAACUGCUAAUUGUGGUGGCACUUCCCCUGAUAGGGAAGGCCUGCGAAGGAGGACUACUUCUCUUACUUCUAAAAGAGAUUCUGCUAGUCCUGAGAAAGUUGAACAAACCCUCAGGAAACAAGAGCCGAUCAUUAGAGAUGAUUCAUCAUUUCCUUUCGAAGUGCAUGAAUCUCUGGUUAGUUUGAAUACAGAAAGUCUAGAAAAAGAAAUGUCUCCAAAGUAUUCUUCAGAAUCUCCUAUUUGUGAGAUCACUGAGAUCACACAGGAAUCAGCUGAUAGCUUGCUUUUUGAUUCUGGAAAAAAGGAGAGGGCCCAGUCAAAGGAAAACCCUUUGAAAUCUGCAGUACAGCUGAUAGGUGAUGGUGUCUCUCAGGUUCAGUCUAUUGGAAAUCAGGCAGUUAAUAAUCUUGUGAGCUUCUUAAACAUUGAACCAGAAGAUUCAGAUGCAAAUGAGAACUUCUCUUCUGAGAGUGGAGUGUGUGAUGAGAUCGAGAGCCAGAAGAAUAAACACAUUAAUUUGGAUCGUUCAUCUUCUCUGCAGUCAGACGUGAGUUCUGACACUACAAGUCUGCAGAUAGGGAGGAUCUUCUGGCAUAUAUGGUCUCAAAUGCGGUCCAAUAAUGAUGUAGUGUGUUACUGUUGCUUCAUUCUCGUCUUUCUGUGGAACUUUAGUUUGCUUUCUAUGGUAUACCUUGGAGCUCUUUUCUUGUAUGCUUUAUGUGUGAACACUGGCCCCAAUUACAUCUUCUGGGUUAUCAUGCUGAUUUACACUGAAGUUUACAUUUUGCUUCAGUAUCUCUAUCAAAUUAUCAUUCAGCACUGCAGGUUGACUAUUCAUUCAGACCUACUUCGCGAGUUAGGAUUUCCUGCACAUAAAAUCGGCUCAUCCUUUGUCAUUAGUUCAUUGCCUCUGUUCUUUGUUUACUUAUUUACCCUCCUACAGAGCUCUAUAACUGCAAAAGAUGGUGAAUGGAUGCCUUUAGUGGACGGUAAAUUCUGUAGAAAAAGUACUCUGCAUAGAGAAGAGGUUCUUCUGAGUUAUAGUUGGAGUGAAAAGGCACAGGAACUACUGCAUGUAAUAACAAGCAUGGUAAGAUUGAUAGUCAGAAGCGUCUUUAGGUACUGGGAAUCACUUACACAGGGAGCAGAGUCUCCUCCAUUUUUGGUCCAGGUGUCCAUGGACGUGCACAUGUGGCCGGAGGAUGGAAUUCAGCCAGAGAGAAUAGAGUCUGGAAUAAACCAAUUGCUUAAAAUUGUUCAUGAUGAGAGAUGCGACGGAAAGAGCCCAAAUCUUUGCCCUUUUGCUAGUAGGAUUCAUGUUCAGAGCAUUGAAAGAAGUGAAGAAAAUCCAAACAUGGCCUUGGUUGUUUUUGAGGUGGUAUAUGCCUCCCCUUUGACAAGCUGUGCAUCAGCAGAGUGGUAUAAGUCACUGACUCCAGCAGCCGAUGUAGCAAAGGAGAUUCUUAAAGCAAAAUAUGAUGGGCUUGUUGAAGCAAUUGGAUUUCCAUACCUUAUUAUCUCCGUCAUUGGGGGAGGCAAAAGAGAAAUUGAUCUAUAUGCCUACAUAUUUGGUGCAGAUUUGAGUGUGUUCUUCUUAGUUGCAAUUUUCUACCAAUCUGUUAUAAAAAAUAAAAGUGAAUUUCUAGAUGUUUAUCAGCUUGAAGAUCAGUUUCCAAAAGAGUUCGUAUUUGUCUUGAUGGUUAUCUUCUUCUUGAUUGUACUUGAUCGCAUUAUUUACCUCUGUUCAUUUGCCACUGGAAAGGUGAUCUUUUAUAUUUUCAACCUCAUUCUCUUUACAUAUUCAGUUGUAGCAUAUGCUUGGCAUUUGGAAUCUUCCCAAGAGCAUGCUGCAGGGUUUGCACUCCGUGCUAUAUUUCUUGCAAAAGCAGUUUCUCUAUCACUGCAAGCCAUACAAAUCCGCCAAGGGAUUCCUCAUAAAAGCACCUUGUAUCGACAGUUUUUGACUAGUCAAGUUUCACGAAUUAAUUAUUUAGGGUAUAGACUUUAUCGAGCUCUGCCAUUCCUUUAUGAAUUGCGAUGUGUGCUGGACUGGUCGUGUACAACCACCUCUUUGACCAUGUAUGACUGGCUGAAGCUGGAGGACAUACAUGCAAGUCUAUACCUCGUUAAAUGCGACACUGUCUUGAAUAGAGCUCAGCACAAACAAGGAGAGAAGCAAACAAAGUGGACCAAAUGUUGCAAUGGGAUUUGCCUGUUCUUUAUAUUAAUCUGUGUCAUUUGGGCUCCUAUGCUGAUUUACAGCAGUGGCAACCCAACAAAUAUUGCAAACCCAAUUAAAGAUGCAAGUGUUCAGCUUGAUAUCAAGACUGCAGGUGGGAGGUUGACGUUGUAUCAAACUACUCUUUGUGAGAAACUCCAAUGGGAUAAUGUCAACUCAGAUGUUGAUCUAGAUCCUAAUGGUUAUUUAAAUUUAUAUAAUAAGAAUGAUAUUCAGCUGAUAUGCUGCCAAGCAGAUGCAAGUAUGUUAUGGCUUGUUCCAGAUGUGGUUCAGAAGAGAUUUAUCCAGUCCCUUGACUGGGAUCUGGAUCUGGAUAUUCUUUUCAUUUGGGUACUUAACAGGGAGAGGCCAAAGGGCAAGGAAGUUGUGAAAUAUGAGAAACCUGUUGAUUCUCUGGAUCUUCCAACACGAUCAGAUGUCCAGAAAGUUCUUAAUGGUUCAACAAACAGCUUUAGGAUAUACAAUCUUUAUCCUAGGUACUUGCGUGUUACUGGUUCUGGUGAUGUCAGACCUUUGGAACAAGAGGUAAGCGCAGUCAGUGCAGAUCUCAUUAUAAAUCGGGCAGACUUUAUCUGGUGGUCAUUUCAUGGUAUCAAUUCAUCAGAUUUAAGCGGCUGUGGAGGCUUGACAGGACCCACGGCCAUCAUAAUGUCUGAGGAAACUCCACCACAGGGAAUUCUUGGUGACACAAUCAGCAAGUUCAGCAUCUGGGGUCUUUACAUAACUUUUGUGCUUGCUGUGGGUCGUUUUAUCAGACUUCAGUGCUCAGACUUGAGAAUGAGAAUACCAUAUGAAAAUCUACCUUCCUGUGACAGGUUGAUAGCCAUCUGUGAGGAUAUAUAUGCCGCAAGAGCAGAGGGUGAGCUUGGAGUUGAAGAGGUCCUUUACUGGACACUUGUAAAGAUUUACAGAUCACCACAUAUGCUCCUCGAGUACACCAAACCAGACUAGGUUGAUUUAGUUACAGUGAAAUGCACACAUAUAUGUAUCAACUUUGAUUCUUCUUUUUGCGCCCCUGAGAAACUCCGGCACACUAAUCACAUGGUUUCUGCAGAGGAUCCCUGUUUUUGAUUGAUGGAUCUUGCAUGCUUUUAUCGAUCUUCAUUUCAUCUGUCGAGCGAUAAACGCUUCACAAAUUACAACUGAAGAACUAUGGUAGUUCGAACACACAAUGACGUGCUUUGUAUUUUAUAUGUAAUUCUUGGUCUACCCUUAUAUUUGUACAGAACUGUUAAUCAUUUUAUAGAAAGGGGCAGUAUAUGUAUCUGUACUUCCAAUGAAAUUAAAUUAUUUUGUUACAA
Hevea brasiliensis (rubber tree) is the source of this 8078-nucleotide messenger RNA. Its product is annotated as piezo-type mechanosensitive ion channel homolog. The record is from RefSeq and is a predicted model, not a curated record. The transcript is spliced from 21 exons. Bases 271 to 7728 code for a protein of 2485 amino acids. Lineage: Eukaryota; Viridiplantae; Streptophyta; Magnoliopsida; Malpighiales; Euphorbiaceae.